Molecule: messenger RNA, 189 nt
Organism: Staurois parvus
Lineage: Eukaryota; Metazoa; Chordata; Amphibia; Anura; Ranidae
Source: the annotation of a GenBank genome assembly
AUGAUCACAGACGUGCAGCUCGCCAUCUUCGCCAACAUGCUGGGGGUCUCCCUCUUCCUGCUGGUCGUCUUGUAUCACUACGUGGCUGUCAAUAACCCAAGAAGCAGGAAUGACGAGGGGCCCGGUGUCAGGAUGCUGAAUCGGGUAAGAUGUGUGUGUAUACGUUGUGUUGGUGGCAGACUUGUCUGA